Molecule: messenger RNA, 1076 nt
Organism: Lotus japonicus
Lineage: Eukaryota; Viridiplantae; Streptophyta; Magnoliopsida; Fabales; Fabaceae
Product: ethylene-responsive transcription factor ERF011
Exons: 1
Coding region: 230-742 (170 amino acids)
Biological process (GO): regulation of DNA-templated transcription
Molecular function (GO): DNA binding; DNA-binding transcription factor activity
Source: RefSeq, a predicted model, not a curated record
GUUUGAAAGAAAGAAACCAACGUGGAGGCUUACCCAGAUGACAAACCUUAGUGGGUGAGUCCUCGCUCGCAUGAAUGAACCAUUCAUCUUCAAUUCUUCAAUCCAAAAAUCCAUUCCUUCUUUCCCAUUUAACAACCCCUUUUUCUUAGAUUUUUCAUUUUUCUUCAACUUUCUUUCUCUCUCUUGAUUCUGACCUCUGAAACAAACCAGGGAGAGAAGGAAGAAGAAGAUGAAGGGUGAAGGAGGAGGAGGGAAGAGAGGUGGUGGUGGUGUGGAAGGUGGUGCUGAGAGAAGGUACAAAGGAAUCAGGAUGAGGAAGUGGGGGAAGUGGGUUGCUGAAAUCAGAGAACCAAACAAGCGUUCCAGGAUUUGGCUCGGUUCAUACUCCACCCCUGUCGCCGCCGCCAGAGCCUACGACACCGCCGUUUUCUACCUCCGGGGACCCUCCGCGCGCCUCAACUUCCCGGAGCUUCUUGCCGGAGAACGCGCCGCCUUCGUUGGCGGCGACUGCGAUAUGUCGGCAGCUUUUAUCAGGAAGAAAGCGACAGAGGUCGGUGCCAGAGUCGAUGCUCUCCAGUCGGCAACUCUUCCCCUUCCCCACCACAACCACCACCCUCGUGCGGCGCCGGUGCCGGAGCUUCUCAUAGGCGGUGGAGGCGGCGGGUCUGGAGAUUUUGCGGAGCGGGUUGACCUGAAUAAAUUACCAGAACCCGAGAGUUCGGAUGAAUGGGAUGUGAGCUGAGAAGAAAGUGAAAUGAUGCUGUCUUUUUUUUCUGGGUCGGUGGUGGUUGCUAACAUGCGCCAUGGAGGUUACAUGACGGCUGAAGCAAAUUGAUCUUUGUUGAUGAGGCCUUUGAUGUUGGUGUUACUGUUAUGGAUUACUGUACUGUAUCUCUUCCUUCUUUUCUUUUCUCUUUUUUUUUUUAGAUUUUACAGGAGAAAUUUUGGCGUUGUAAAAUUGUUUAAAUGUAAAUUAACUAGUAUCUAUUAGUAGAAUCUUUUUCUUCUUAGUUUUUGUUGUGGCUUUAGUUUAGUUAUCUUCAUGUUUCAACAAGAGGCAGAUGAUAAAUUCCUUA